UCCUUAUGAAGCACUGUGGUGUGAGGUGGGAUGUCAGGGCUGAGUUCUCACAGCUCUCUUCACACAAAGUUUCAAGGAGUAACAAGGAGAGGUGAGAGGCGUGCAGAAUUCAAAAGAUCACCACAAGACACAUCUGUAUGCAUCCUGGUAACAGAUUCACUCAUUAGACAUGGAGUCAAAAACUGAGAGUAAACCAGCAUCGCUCACCGCUGAACAACUGGCUGCUGUUGAGGAUGAAGAGGUUCUCAACAAGAUGCUGGACAGUGCAGCAGACUUUGAAGAGAGGCGGAUGAUUCGUGCUGCAUUGAGGGACCUGCUCAAGAAAAAAAGAGAAAAACGGGAGCAGGAACGAGGGUCGAGGCAGCAGGACCUGCGACAGCAAAGUCUGAGCAGAGGAGGAACAACAGGUGGAGCUGGUAGUGUUGGAAGAGCAUCCAAGAACCUGCAGCCACCAAUUAAUAAGGCAACAGGUCAGCAGUCUCCAUCAUACACUCCACUCAACAGGACAGCAGGAAGCAGGCCUAGUCCUGCUACAUCAGCCCAGAAAUGUCCUCCUCCUGCAGCACCCAACACUAAAAAUGUCAAACAGAUGCUUCUGGAUUGGUGCAGGGCCAAAACAGAGCCAUAUGAGGGGGUACACAUCCAGAACUUCUCCUCAAGUUGGAAAGACGGUAUUGGUUUCUGCGCCCUAGUGCACCGAUUCUUCCCCGAUGCAUUUGAAUACUUUACCCUUAACCCCAACAAGCCCAGGGACAACUUCCAGCUGGCUUUCAGCACUGCAGAGAGGCUGGCAGGCUGCCCCCCUCUGCUGGAUGCUGAUGACUUAGUCCAGAUGGAGGAGCCCGACUGGAAGUGUGUGUACACCUACAUCCAGGAGUUCUACCGUUGCCUGGUGGAAAAAGGCCUUGUGAAAACCAAAAAGCAGCCUUAGACUAAGAGAAGUCAGACAACAGCCUUUAGAAGUCGCAAUGAUUUGAGUUUUUUUUUUUUUUUCCAGUUGAUGCACAUAUUUUCACAAAAUGAAGUCAAAGAAAUAUGUUUUCAAAUGAAUAGUAAUUUCUAGUAUUUGAUUCUAGGGAUUUGAAUGUAAAUGCACAGUGAAUAAUUGGUAGUAUUUGUAUUUGCAUGUGUGUUAGUAAGGACUUAUAUAUCUGUGUGGACAGCUGCUGCUUAGGAUCAGUACAUUCCACUGAGAUUACACAUCUGUAUUAAUCCCACACUGAAUCUGAGCACAGCCUUUAAAAUGAUACUGUUCAGGGCACGAGUGUAUGAGAAUUAAAGGUCAAUUUAAAAAAUA
Molecule: messenger RNA, 1297 nt
Organism: Cololabis saira (Pacific saury)
Lineage: Eukaryota; Metazoa; Chordata; Actinopteri; Beloniformes; Belonidae
Gene: smtna
Product: smoothelin a
Exons: 8
Coding region: 170-931 (253 amino acids)
Biological process (GO): actin cytoskeleton organization
Cellular component (GO): filamentous actin; microtubule organizing center
Molecular function (GO): protein binding
Source: RefSeq, a predicted model, not a curated record